Oenanthe melanoleuca is the source of this 548-nucleotide messenger RNA. RefSeq names its product gamma-aminobutyric acid type B receptor subunit 1-like. Bases 133 to 510 code for a protein of 125 amino acids. NCBI's taxonomy places the organism in Eukaryota, Metazoa, Chordata, Aves, Passeriformes, Muscicapidae. The transcript is spliced from 3 exons. The record is from RefSeq and is a predicted model, not a curated record.
CCCCCCCCCCCCCAAAAAAUUUUUUGGGGGGAUCCCUCCCCCUCCCCCACCCCCUCAUUUUAUUCCCGGAUUUUUUUGGGAUUUUUUUGGGAUUUUUUUGGGGGGAAAAAAUUUCGGGAAGAUCCGGCCGAGAUGCCGCCGCCCCCUCUGCUCUUCCUCCUCCUCCUCCUCCUCCUCGUCUCCUCCUCCCGCGGCGCCGUCCACGUCAACCUCACCGAAGGCUGCCAGAUCAUCCACCCGCCGCGGGACGGGGGGAUCCGGUACCGGGGGCUGACGCCGGACGAGGUUCGGAGCGUUCGGUUCCUGCCCUUCGACUACGAGAUCGAGUACGUGUGCCGGCCCGAGCGCGAGAUCGUGGGGCCCAAGGUGCGCAAGUGCCAGCGCGACGGCACCUGGACGGCCAUGGGCCACCCCAGCCGCUGCCGUGAGUGUCACCGGGGCGUCACCGGGGUGUCCCUUUGUCACCGUCGCGGUGUUGUCGCCGUUUUGUUGGUGUUUUCCGUCCCGUAAAUGUUCUUGUUGCAUCAAUGUCAAUGUUCCCCUUGAUA